Phytophthora sojae is the source of this 1227-nucleotide messenger RNA. RefSeq lists its product as hypothetical. NCBI's taxonomy places the organism in Eukaryota, Oomycota, Peronosporomycetes, Peronosporales, Peronosporaceae. Bases 1 to 1227 code for a protein of 408 amino acids. The record is from RefSeq and is a predicted model, not a curated record. The transcript is spliced from 10 exons.
AUGGCAUCGGAACCCGGCCCGGACGACGGAGGAGGGCAAUUUGGCUGCCCUCAGCAUUUGAUCCUAGUAUCCAAGUUCCACGACGAGCUGGACUCGCUCGACUUCCACAACUACGGCUUGAUCAGCGAGACCGGGCUUUACGUGCACUUCCGUUCCGUCGACGACUACGACUAUAAAUUCGACGGCGAGAUGCGCUUGUGGCCUUUGGCGCUUAAGUAUUUCGGGUCGUUCGGCUACUGCCACUGCAACUACGACCACGAUAUCAUCGGCCGGGUUGUGGGCACAAUCCUGUUCGCGACCAUGACUACGAAUCCGGUGGCGAACCGCACGUGCAGUCUCGCCCGUCUACUACAACUUCGACUAUCAGAGUUUGCCUCGGCGCCUGCGAAUUCGUUCCGUCCGCUUUCGACAACCCCCAACUCGCUCUCGUUCGUCUACUACAACUUCGACUCGACCGGCGGGCUGUACGACAAAGAACACCUAGUCCAUCGACUACUUGUACAACUAGACUAUGAACUCAGCAUCAAGUCAUUCGUGCAGGCCGGUCGGGUCCCAAUUCGGUCGAGUAAAGACCUUGAUGAAGUCCUGGUCGAGGUGAUCCACCACGGACUGCGCGGAUCAAGCCGCUCGGCUACUCCGAGACUAUGGGCUUUGUGUAUCCGGCCGACCGGGAAGUCGCUGACAUAUUUGGUAGACCUGAGCACCGACGAGCAGUACAAGUACGAGGGCAAGCUGCCGCGCAGCAUGGCGCACUUCCCGCGGCGAGUGAGCGAGUUCGUCGACAUCUUUUUCCCCGCACGUCCAUGGUAUGUGCAUCUGGUGCUCGAUCCUACUGGUGCUGAUGAAUCUGAUGAUCGAGGCGUGGUUCUUCCUGACGAGCGCCCUCACACGCUAGUAGUGAACGAAUAUCGUGCUGACGAGUUCGACUUGCGCGUGUAUGCCGGUAUCAACUACUACAUGCACGUCAACAAGAAGAUGGACAUCUACUAUCUGUAUGUUGGUCAAGACGACUCGGCCUACGCCACCAUAGCAGCAACGUGCGAGGCGUUCCACACCCAAAUGACAAUCACGUUCCUCCUCCAGGACAGCAGCAUCCUUAACAGCAAGAAAAACGACAAGCUGAACGAGUGCAUCAACCUGCUCGGAAUGAAGGACAUGGCGGACCAGAUCGUUGAUGGCAGCUGGCAGUUGAAGCGGCUGAAGGCUGGCGAGGAGUUUGAGGGUUAG